Messenger RNA from Daphnia carinata, 1849 nucleotides. RefSeq names its product lactosylceramide 1,3-N-acetyl-beta-D-glucosaminyltransferase A-like. Gene Ontology annotation, cellular component: membrane. Gene Ontology annotation, molecular function: hexosyltransferase activity. The record is from RefSeq and is a predicted model, not a curated record. The transcript has 4 exons. Bases 233 to 1717 code for a protein of 494 amino acids. NCBI's taxonomy places the organism in Eukaryota, Metazoa, Arthropoda, Branchiopoda, Diplostraca, Daphniidae.
GAGAGAUCUAAUCGCCAGCCAAGUGGCUAGAAUAAAAAAAACGAAAAACCUGCAGCAUACUGUUCAUAUAACUUAUCGUAAAGAGAUGGCAGUUGUUUGAUAUUGUUGGGCGUUUCAGUCCCACCCAGUAAACGAGACAUUUUACUGCCAGUCUCACAUUAGACGAGAGAACCGGCAUUUGGCCGAUUGGCUCGGAUUGUAAGUGAAAUAACGUUGUCGAAAUAAAAAAAAAAUGACCGGGCGAUGUGGUAAUAACCUCAACACAUUUGCAGUUUUGGGUUCGUUGUUGAUAUUUGGCUGUUCCAUCAUCUAUGUCAUUCAACCAACCACACUAUUCACCAUCCAACAGGCAUCAGAUUUGAGCAUGAGUAGAAAAGAGGAAACCAUCAAUAUUUUGGUAAACGAAAAGCAGAUGUUGGAGUUGAAGUUAAAAUUACAGGAAGAAGAGAAGAAGAGCAUGACUACCUUAGUCGAAGUUACACAACACUUGAAUGCUGCUUUGAUUGACAAGAUUGACUUACUGGGCCACUUAACAGCAAAGAGGUUAGGACAGAUCCCGACAAAACAAUUCAUUCAACAAUUGCAUAAACAAAAAGAAAUGCUCAAAGCCAAUGCUAAGCUGAAUCGAGAAUUUUUCCAUGACGCAUCUCGUUUUUUGUGCAACACUUCAUAUCCUGGAGUGGAGAAUUACACGCGUUACAUAGUGGCACUGCGUGGAAUGCUACCAUUAGACGCAAUCGAACCACUUAAACCGGAAUUUGGUAGAGUGAUCAACGAUGUACUUUCGUUCCAGUAUCCCAUCACUGUCCCAUCUUGUCGCGACGUCGGAAUGAAUGACACUGGACCUUUAGUGUUUAUAGCCAUCAAUUCAGCGCCGGAUAAUUUCCGCAGACGGGAAGUCGUCCGCCAAACAUGGAUAACUCGUUUGAAAGCCGAUCGUGAGCAAGGAUUCAUAAAUUUGGCUGGUUUCGCGUUCAUUGUCGGUCGUACGGAAAACAACGAAACGCAAAUCAAAAUCGAAAAAGAAAACGAGACAUUUGGUGACAUGAUACAAAUAGACAUGUCCCAUUUCUACGGGAAUUUAUCCGUCAAAAUGGCUGGUUUAUUCAAUUGGUUGUACAGAAACUGCCGUCUAAUGGAUUUCCUGUUAAAAGUAGAUGACGAUGUCUACGUCAACGUGCGCAACGUGGCCCAUUUCAUGACGCAGUUUCAAAAUCAAUCCAACUACACGAUGUUCGGAAUCUCGCCCGGAACCUUUUAUCCCAAACGAGCUGGAAAAUGGGCUUUAACGUACGAAGAAUGGCCGUGGAGUCAAUAUCCCGAUUAUUUCUUGGGACCAGCUGUUUUACUUCCAGCUCACACGAUUCUUCCGCUAUUGGCCGCCUUCCAGGUGACGCCCAUGAGCCCUUUCGACGACCUCUACUACACCGGCAUGUGCAGAGAAAAGGCCGGCAUCAGCAUCCGCUAUUCCAUCAAUGCAACCAGCGUCUUUGCGACGGGACCGCCACAUCCUCCUACUCCUUGCUACCUGCGUCGACACAUUUCGUUUUUAAUCCCCAACGAGAACCAACUGAAACUCUGGCAUAAUGCGACCGACGAUUUUUACAACAACAGGACCCACUGCAUUGUUGGUGGAUCCAACGGAACUAACAUAACAAUUGGUCACAUCCAACCCUCACAGUUUUAUUUUACAGAGCCUAGAAUAGUAAGAACCUAAAAAAUAUUUGCAUUAAUUCUGAAUAUUAAGCUGGAAUUCCGAUAAAACAGAUCACGGUAUUACCACGUAUUGUAGGAAGACGUAGAGUUUAAAUGCACUUAACGAAUUUGUCCGCCCACUGCGAAACCUGAA